This is a messenger RNA of Lachancea meyersii CBS 8951, 381 nucleotides long. The record is from the annotation of a GenBank genome assembly. NCBI's taxonomy places the organism in Eukaryota, Fungi, Ascomycota, Saccharomycetes, Saccharomycetales, Saccharomycetaceae.
AUGCGUCAAACUGCUGUGAGUCUUGCUAAGAGCUAUACGCCAAUGAUCAAAUUUGUAGGUGGCAAACACCCCCUCGUACAACACCCUAAUUCGGCUACCCCACAUCCCUGCACAAUUGACGGUAUGCUCCCCGGAUCAAAAGAAUGUGUACCGGUCGCUGAGUAUCUCGGUAAGCUGAAACUUUUCGAAGUUGUGCCUUACAAAACCAAGAAGUCGCCCCAGAAAUCUGCUGGCACCACCAAGGGUUCUGCCUACACAUUCACUUCUAGACCUCUCAAAGAAAAUGAGGUCGACUCCAUUUUCGAUCUACCUCCCAGAUUUCAACUUCGUCCGUUCGCGGAGUCCGAGAUAGAAUCCAUCAACGCUGGCGGCGCUCUAUGA